AUACCAUCCCCUCUCAUCUCUCCUCACGCAGCCAACUGGUGUACAGAGGUCCUUGAUUUCUUUAUAUAAAGUAUUAUUGACACGAUAAUAACGCAUAAUAACAGCAAUGAUGGUACUAAUCUCCCUGGACUGUACGAUAAAGACGUGUAAUUGUCGUCAAUCAUUUUUACAGUGUAACUGAUAUUGUUGGUGCUUUUUAAUUUGCAAAUAAACACCACUGUAUUUUUGUCUCGUUGGUCAAUUUGCUCUUCUUUCCCCUCUGAGUUUUCAGAUAAACACUCUAUAAUUUGGAACGGAGAAACGGAUUACUGCUCAAACAAAGUAUGUUUUGGCAUUAGAGAAGACGGAGAUUGGAACAGUCUCACGGGGGCAAGUAUGAGGAAAUGAACAAUGAGGAAACUCACUAUUAGGGUCUGGUGUGUUCACAUUUUCUCCCCUGCUUAUUUUAUAAACAUAAUCUUAUCGUGGUUUUAGUUUCACAGUAUAUUUUAACAUUUUUGGGGUUUCAGUUUGAAGCUGUGUUAGAAGAUCAGUACAGAUAUCCAUCUCCAGACUGACUGAGUCUAAACUGACUAUGAGUAAACAUGUACUGUAUUGAGACGUUUCUUGUCCUCACAUGAUGAUCUGAUUUAUCUUGACAGCAUCUCCUUCUCAUCCCCGCUUCCUUAAAACGAAAAUCCCCAACCUUCAAUGUAGAAUAAGGGGAAUCCUGAUCAAGAGCUAGGGAAUGACCGAUGAUCCGUUUACAGAAGUAGAUAAUAGCCUUCAAGACAUCCAAUGAGAAUAGAACUUUAUAAUAUGACAAUGUUGUCUCUGGGGAGAAUGGUUUCAAACAUCUUGCAUCCUUAUCAACUUUAAUAUCAUACUAACCUUUCCUAUUACCAUACUGCAGCUUCUAAAGUAUCUGCAUCCUCAUUUCAGAAUGGAAUUAAGGACAAAAGCCAAAUGUUAUUUUUUUCUAUCUAUAUAUUAUUACCUCCUGAAAAUAAGAGAAGCAAAAUAUUGCACUGGUUCAAACCUCUAUCCAUAAGUAUUAUUUCUAUUCAUUGUUUUAUCAAAUACAUCUCAUAUAAUUACUGGGACAGUUUAAGUACAGGGCUAGAUAAACACGGGGGUAUCCGUUGUAAAUGUUGCACCCAUUCCAGAAUGAAUUAUGAUCUGUAGAGUAAAAGCGUUUCCUCUUCAACCAAUCAAAUGGGAUGUUCAUUUUAAAUGUUCAAUCUGAGGGAUUUUCUAACAACUAUUAAUGCUAUGAAAAGUUAAACUACUUUCUUUUCAUCAGUUCAGAUUUGUCUGCCUCUAUCAACAAGUGAUGCAGGGCAGGUUGACCAAUGACAGCUUAGAAUAAACUCCUCGACAAUGUAGUUGAACCUGCCCAUCACUUUAUUGACUCGGGACUUUCCAUUUAAUUCCAGGCUAGACCAUUGUUCUAUUCAUUUCAGCCCGAUACUUUCUCCGAAUAGAUCCCUUCCUCAUUUACUACACUGUUAAAUCGUUGCGUUCGUCGGAUCCAGACUAGGUUUGAUUUGAGAGAACUUGGACGCGGAGAGAAUGGAGGAGCAACAGCAACAUGAUGAUGCGCUCCUGGGGCGCACAGGGAGCCAGGACGUGAUCCUACCAAUGACAGCUACAAGAGGGGCUUCUAACAGCCGUCCGUUGAAGAUAGCAGGGUUCACAGUGUUGGCCUGUCUUCUCCUGGCCGGCCAGGCCUUCACUGCCUACAUGGUCUUCAACCAGAGGGGCCAGAUCCACGACAUGGAGAAGAGCAAUGACAACAUGCGCAAGCAGCUGAGAAACAGACCUCCAGUAGCCCCUGUCCAGAUGCACAUGCCCAUGUUCAACAUGCCCCGGCUGAUAGACUUCACUGAUGAGGACACCAAGACAGAAAAGACUCCCAUGACGAAAUUGGAGGCCACUGCCAUUGUGAGCCUAGAGAAGCAGGUGAAGGACCUGCUGCAGAGCCCCCAGCUGCCCCAGUUCAACGAGACGUUCCUGGCCAACCUACAGAGCCUGAAGAGACAGAUGGAGGAGGCCGAGUGGAAGGGUUUUGAGACUUGGGCACGUAAUUGGCUGCUCUUCCAGAUGGCCCAGGAGAAGCCCCCUGCACCCAGCACACCUCAGCCUGCCGCUGGCCUGCAGACCAAGUGUAACCUGGAGAAGUCGUUCCACGGCCAUAAGCUUGGUGCCUACCUCCCUCAGUGUGACGAGCAGGGCAACUACCUGCCCAUGCAGUGCUGGCACGCCACUGGUUUCUGCUGGUGUGUGGACAAGAACGGCAAAAUCAUCGAGGGCACCAGCAUGCGUGGCAGAGCCACCUGUGACAGAGUCCCCAGUCGGAUGGCAGGUUUCCCCAGGAUGAUGCAGCUGAAGGAGUACAAGGAUGAGUAAAACCACAGCUCCACCAGGGCACCAGCUGGCCUGCUCUCUCCUCGUCUCACUGCCAGAUUUUUUUGUUUUGUUUUUUUUACUUCUAAUGACUAUUUCACUCUUCCUCUAUCAUGAUAAAGGUCAAUUAUAUGGGAUACAACACAAUGAAAUACUCUCUUUUGAUUCAUGGAUAAUAGUUUUCUUUGGACAGUAUAAAUGCUGUGAACAUUAUUAACAGCAUUUUUUUUGCUUCUGAACUCAACAUAGCUAUGUAAAGCAUUUGAGAUAUAAAUACAAGAUGUGUGUUACAUUUUAAACCAUGCACAACACCCAGACUUUUCCAUCCCCAAACCCUGACCCAAACCCCUGUCAACUUUGACCCCUAGUGCCUCCAAUCAUAUCCAGCUGAUGGGGGCUAGCCCCACCCCGUUUCCCUAUUCUGUCUCUCCACACGUAGACUGCCAUAAGGCUUAUUUGAUCAGCUUCUGUCUAGAGUUUCUAACAUAGAUGUAGUGUGAAGCAUGCUUUGACUUUUAUGAAUGUAGGGAUAGGAGAACCGAUAAAAAUGAAUAAAGUGCUAUUUCCUACUAAAA
Oncorhynchus kisutch (coho salmon) is the source of this 2960-nucleotide messenger RNA. Its product is annotated as H-2 class II histocompatibility antigen gamma chain-like. The record is from RefSeq and is a predicted model, not a curated record. Bases 1552 to 2388 code for a protein of 278 amino acids. Lineage: Eukaryota; Metazoa; Chordata; Actinopteri; Salmoniformes; Salmonidae. Gene Ontology annotation, biological process: T cell activation involved in immune response; positive regulation of type 2 immune response; positive regulation of macrophage cytokine production. Gene Ontology annotation, cellular component: cell surface; cytoplasm; membrane. Gene Ontology annotation, molecular function: cytokine receptor activity; MHC class II protein binding; macrophage migration inhibitory factor binding. The transcript has 9 exons.